This is a messenger RNA of Darwinula stevensoni, 1287 nucleotides long. The record is from the annotation of a GenBank genome assembly. Lineage: Eukaryota; Metazoa; Arthropoda; Ostracoda; Podocopida; Darwinulidae.
AUGAAGUGGUCAUCAGUUCGCGGACCUGUGAGCAUCGGGGCCCAAGACGGUGGAACGGCUCGAAACAUGAAGAUGACCCUGUGGGAGAAAUUUCGGCCCACGGGCCUCCUGCUGCUCAUCACUGGGACGUUCCCGUAUUCUGGGAUCGUCGGAGCAUCCACUCCGACAUUCAGCGUCUGCACGUUUCCUUACCUCUACUGCACCGGGGCCUUCGUCAUUUUGGCCUACGAUAGCGUGUACCACUUCGCCCUCCUCUUCGACCCAGAGUUCAUCCAGUCCCACAUGAUGCAGGAAGGAUUCGGCCUCUUUCAAACCGUGGUCAAGUCCGUCCUGACCACCAACCUCCACCUCCUCUCUCUCUUCUACCACAUCUACUUUCUCUUUUUCGGCCGUCGGGUGGUGUCACUGUUCCGCGUCUUCGACGAGCGGCUGGGAUCUGACUCCAGCGGCCUCCCACGCUGGGCUCCCUUCAGUGCCGCGAUCGUCAUGAUGACCCUGUUGCUCGUCAGGUUCCUCGCCACCGACGAAAAUUUCGACCCGGAACACCUUUACGACGCGUUGAUCAGUUUCAACGGCACCACAUUCACGCUCUUGAUCCUGGCGUUCUCCCUGGAAUUGAUGAAGACCUUGGAAGCCAUCGAACCGGAUUCCCAUCCACAACUCAUCAAGCGAAAGUACCUAGACAUUUGGACGUUGGCAGGGCAGAUAGGAGAAACCCUGAGCUACCCGCUGAUGGUGACACUCUUCAGCGUUUUCCUCAUGAUCUUCGCGGAGCUCUACAGUAUGUUAAGCCUGAUGAAAAGCCCGGAUUUCUCGGCGAACCCGCACAACUACAUCGAAUUGGCAGAAUCGAUAAUCAUUCUGGCGCAACAGAGCCUGUGCCUCCUGCUCCUCACCUGCGGCUCCCAUUGGAUCCAGAGAAAGGUGGACCGCCUGUACAAGAUCCUCCUAGAGCGAGAAAUGCUCUCACCCGCGAAAUCCUCCAAGGACGGCGCUGAGCUGAAAGCCUACACAGAUAUUAUCCAUAAUCCAUUGCAGAAAAACCUCUCCGGCUCCGCCGAAUUCGAUCGCUCCAGCCCCAUCCCCGUGAGUCCUUACCUCCUUUCCCCCCACCCCAAGCAGACUCCAUCCAAUCCUCCCGUCUUUCAGAUGCUGAACGCCGUCGUCACCUACAUGGUCAUCCUCCUCCAAUUCGACACCACGAUCCCUCCCCCGGAAUCCAAUUCGACAUCCGCUCCGAACUCAACCCCCAGCACCCCGUCCCAGCUCCUCACGUCAUUCGCAUGA